AUGUCCUUGGCCUCUACACAGCAUCCAUUAAACACUUCUUUACCUACCACCACCAACGUCGUUGAGAGCAAGAAUACUCCAGACGAAACAGAAGCCAAUUUAAGUACGCUUCUUGGGGCAUAUACAAACGGUCAGAAACACACCUCUAUGGAACGAGGCUCUACCGCAUACACGCAGUCAGGUUUGCAAACGCCCUAUCCACACGCGUUCACCGACGCUCAAUCUGAAGAAUCAUCUGCAGAUAAUACAUCUGCUGCGCAGUAUCCACCACAUCAAGAAGUUCGAUCGAGCAACUACCCUGCAGCAGCUACUACGGCAUCCGAGUACAGUGCAGCUUAUCCACCAUCGUCGGCGCGUCCAGGCAACUUCUCCGAUCACUUACAAAGAACAUAUCAUUCAAGCAGUCAUAGUACUGGCAGUGGAGGAAUGGCUCAACCAACAAGUCCGUCAAUACCUUUGCAAGAUGGCCGUUCAACCCAUCAAACCCCGCAAAUCAAAUCUGACCAGGAUGUUCCUAUAGAUCCAUCAAUUGCUGCUUCCAGCCCUACCUACGCGUCGCACCCCGGCCAACAUUCUCCAUACCCUCCACAAGACACAUUGCAGUAUAGUUACUCCUCCCAACACACCGGCGGCGCGAUGUACACUCAGCCAAGACCCGAUUGGGCCGGUUACGCAGGUCACCCACCUCACGCAAGUCAUCAUCAAUCUUCUCACAAUGGGAUGAACUAUCCAGUUACUGGUGCCCCAAGCCAAUCGUCCGUAACUGCCGUUGGACGAGGUCAAAAUCAAGGUCGUCAGCAGGUCUAUUCAUUUGUACCAAUCCCUGGUUCUACGCAACAGAAGCGUCCCAGAAGACGAUUUGAAGAGAUUGAACGUAUGUAUAAGUGUGGACAUCAAGGAUGUGAGAAAGCGUAUGGUACAUUGAACCAUCUCAACGCGCAUGUUACAAUGCAAUCCCACGGAAGCAAACGUACACCUGAAGAAUUCAAAGAAAUCCGAAAGGAAUGGAAGGCUCGCAAGAAGGAGGAAGAACUUCAACGUAAGGAAGCAGAGGCCGCUCGUGCUGGUGGUGCUUCCACUGUUGCUGAGUCUCACUCUGAGGGUGCUCCAGCUCAAGGUGCUUAUGCUCCAGGUCGUAACGUUCAGCUCCCUCCUAUUGGGGCUCCUAUCAAUUAUCAACCUGGUGCACAAGUUCCUAACCAAUAUCAACAACCUCAAGCACCAGCCUCCUCUGUCCAGCAAUUGCAGGGUUAUAAUAAUGGUCAAGCCAACAUUGAUCACUAUGCUCAACCUAAGUACGAGCAUUAG
This is a messenger RNA of Sclerotinia sclerotiorum 1980 UF-70, 1308 nucleotides long. RefSeq lists its product as hypothetical. The transcript has 4 exons. Bases 1 to 1308 code for a protein of 435 amino acids. The record is from RefSeq and is a predicted model, not a curated record. Gene Ontology annotation, biological process: regulation of DNA-templated transcription. NCBI's taxonomy places the organism in Eukaryota, Fungi, Ascomycota, Leotiomycetes, Helotiales, Sclerotiniaceae.